AUGACGGGUUCCUUCGCCAUCAAGUCCAUCCCCACCUCCCCGAUCGACGGCCAGAAGACGGGCACGUCGGGCCUGCGCAAGAAGGUCUCCGUCUUCCAGCAGCCCAACUAUCUGCACAACUGGGUCCAGUCUCUCUUCUCCUCGCUGGACGGUCUGCCCGGAUCCACCAUCGCCUUGGGCGGCGACGGCCGCUACUGGAACAAGGACGCCAUCCGCAUCAUCUGCCGCCUGGCCGCCGCCAACGGCCUCGCCCGCGUCAAAGUCGGCCACAACGGCAUCCUGUGCACCCCUGCCAUCAGCUCCGUCAUCCGCGCCCACGACCUGUACGGAGGCAUCAUCCUUACGGCCAGCCACAACCCCGGCGGGCCCACCAAUGACUUCGGCAUCAAGUACAACGUCGCCAACGGCGGCCCCGCCCCCGAGACCGUCACCUCGGCCAUCUUUAAGAACACCGCCACCAUCUCAGAGUAUAACUACGCCGUCGUCCCGGACGCCGACCACGCCGCAGACCCCUUUGCCGCCGUCGACCUCUCCGUCAAGGGGGAGACCACCUUUUCCAAUGUCGACGGCCCCUCGUUUGUCAUUGAGGUCAUCGAUUCCGCGGACGACUACGUCACCCUUCUGCAGUCCAUGUUCGACUUUGCAAAGCUUAAGGCCUUGUUCGCCCGCCCGGACUUUAGCUUUCUCUUCGACGCCAUGAACGGCGUCACCGGUCCAUAUGGCCACCGCAUCUUCGUCGACUUGCUCGGCGGGAAGCCGGAGUGCGUCAUGCGUGGCGAGCCGUUGGAGGACUUUGGUGGCGCCCAUCCGGACCCCAACUUGACCUACGCGGCAGAGCUCGUCGCCAAGUGCGACCCGAAGCAAAACCCACAAGCCCCGGAUAUGGGAGCCGCCUCCGAUGGAGAUGGCGACCGCAACAUGGUUCUUGGCAAGGGCUUCUUCGUCACCCCGUCUGACUCUGUAGCUCUCAUUGCCGCCAAGGCCAAAGAAGCCAUUCCGUACUUCAAGAACGGCCUCAAGGGUGUCGCUCGUAGUAUGCCCACGGCCGGUGCUCUCGACCGAGUUGCGGCGGAGCUCGGCAUUGAGCUGCAUGAAGUCCCGACAGGCUGGAAGUACUUUGGAAACUUGAUGGAUGCUGAGCGGGCACAGAUUUGCGGAGAGGAAUCCUUUGGUACUGGGUCCGAUCACGUUCGUGAGAAGGACGGAAUUUUCGCGGUACUAUGCUGGCUUGCGAUCGUCGCCCACGAAAGUGCCGGCAAGGAUGCCUUGGUAAGCAUUGAAGAUAUUGUCAUUAACCAUUGGAAGAAGUACGGUCGCAACUUCUUUUCGCGGUACGACUAUGAGGAGGUGGAAACAAAGGGCGCAAAUGCAAUGAUGGCCCACAUCGAUGAGUUGCAAGCAAACAUGAAUGCUGCACGUGGCUCUCCGGACGAGCCCAUGGCCCUCGAUCCCGACUUUUCCACAAAGGUAGCCCUGGCAGAUAACUUUUCUUAUGUCGAUCCCAUUGAUGGUUCCGAGGCGACAGGGCAGGGACGUCGUUUCGUUUUCACAGAUGGCAGCCGUGUCAUUUUCCGUUUGUCCGGCACGGGUUCGUCUGGUGCAACCAUCCGUUUGUACGCUGAAAGAUAUGAACCGGAUGAGAACGGCCAACUGGUUAACGCCCAGGCGGCUUUGAAGCCUUUCAUUGAGUUGGCGUUGAAGGUUUCUAAACUCGAAGCGUUCACGGGCCGUAGAGAACCGACUGUUAUCACCUAA
This is a messenger RNA of Chondrus crispus (carragheen), 1755 nucleotides long. Its product is annotated as phosphoglucomutase. Gene Ontology annotation, cellular component: cytosol. The record is from RefSeq and is a predicted model, not a curated record. Gene Ontology annotation, biological process: carbohydrate metabolic process. NCBI's taxonomy places the organism in Eukaryota, Rhodophyta, Florideophyceae, Gigartinales, Gigartinaceae. The transcript has a single exon. Bases 1 to 1755 code for a protein of 584 amino acids. Gene Ontology annotation, molecular function: phosphoglucomutase activity; magnesium ion binding.